Molecule: messenger RNA, 1429 nt
Organism: Xenopus tropicalis (tropical clawed frog)
Lineage: Eukaryota; Metazoa; Chordata; Amphibia; Anura; Pipidae
Gene: rwdd3
Product: RWD domain containing 3
Biological process (GO): regulation of translational initiation; positive regulation of protein sumoylation; positive regulation of hypoxia-inducible factor-1alpha signaling pathway
Cellular component (GO): cytoplasm; nucleus
Source: RefSeq, marked provisional
GAAGUCUCGCGUUAUGUGGCCAUAGACAUGUCUGAGUCGGCGUUGGAGGAGGUUGCAGCGUUGUCUGCGAUAUACUGUAGGGUCGGGGAAUGUGAAGUACUCUCCAGUUCAGUAAAUGGAAUAACAGUAAUGAUUCAGACAGGCGUGCAAGGGAUAACAGGAUCAGAAAUUCAUCUAAAGCUUAUUUUUGACCUGCCAGUUGAAUAUCCAUCCAGCCUGCCCAAUAUUUCUGUCAGCUCUGAAGAACUUACCAGAGCUCAGCGUAAAGACUUGAGGGACAAAUUGGUUGAACAAGCUAAGCAGCAUAUAUUGGAACCUAUGAUACAUGACUUGGUUGUGUGGACACAACAGAAUCUAAACAACCUCAUUGUGCAACCUGAACCAUCUAUCUUAGAGGGACAUUUCCCUCUCUCAUUAGACACCAUAACAGAAGAGACGACAUGGACAAUUCUUUUGCGUUUAGAUCACAUGAGGGCUAAGAGCAAAUAUGUCAAAACUGUGGAAAAAUGGACAAAUGACUUGAAGUUGUGCGGAAGACUAAUGUUCUUGGGCAAGUUAAUACUGAUUCUUCUUCAAGGGGACAGAAAAAGCACCAGGGAUUAUUUAGUGCUCCAGAAAACCUGUAAAGUAGAUGUGGACUCAAGUGGAAAGAAAUGCAAAGAGAAAAUGAUCAGUGUUCUCUGUGAAACCAUAUUACCGCUGAAGCAGAAAAGAUUUACUACAUUUGAAGUUAAAGAAUAUUCAUCAGUAAGUGAUUUGCAAAAGGAGUUUGAAGCAGCGGGACUUCAGACAAUUUUCUCUGAAUUUGUGCAAGCUCUUUUCUAAUGGAUGGAAAGUACAUCGGUAUCUGAGGGAAGCUCACUUGCUGGCAGAAAGAGCCAACGAUAUGAAAAGCAGUUGGUGCCAAAAAAUGGAAGCACUCUGCUGCGAUAAGUCUGUCCUGAUCUUAUUUAGUACAAAAGGCUAGUACCACCAAAAUGAUAUUUUUAUAGCACUCGGCGCUUAACAUUAUGUGGAUGGCUGAAAAUUAGGGGUGUCGUAGUCCAGCAGCAGCUAAAACCCAUCAGUAAGGCGUCCCAUCUGAAAAGAAGAGCAGCUGAUCCUAUGUAUAAAAUCAGUAGUGGGAAACGUGACAUUUACUAGUAAGGACAUUACCACUGUUCCAAGAGGUGGAAUGUAAUGGCUGUUGUUAAGGCAAAAAUAUGUAUAAUGCAAAAAAUGAUUUCAUUGUGCAAGCAAUCUUACCUUUUCUUGAAUUAAAUGUAGCUUUUGUGAACACAGGAAAAUAUUUAGUGGCCCCAGGUGCACGAGAAAGAGAAAUUGCAUAUUUUAUGCUCCAGUGUGCACCUUAUGUAGUAAAGCUUCUUACUGAAAAAUUAAUUGUAGUUAAAAUGUUCAUUAUAACAGUGGUCUAAUGAAGAAUAUUUCA